AUAUAAACAAAUAGGAGUCUGUGACUCUAACCUUACUUUUGACGUUUUGUGGUAUAUACUGGCAAGAAAUUUUAAGUGGGUGAAGUUGACUUUUGAAAAGUUAUUGCCAAGAAACAUUACCAGGGCUAAGUCAGAACCUCUGCAUUACUAUGUCUCACAGUUUGCACGGCACUUACGUGUCAGAAAAGAUUAACAAAAUCCGUUGGAAGCCAGACGAUUUUAAUAAUUGUCAUUUUUUCGUAACCGGUAGUGUAGACAAUGAUGAAAAUACAAUAAAAUUAUGGGACCUUACGACUGUCGAAGAAGACGAUAUAUAUCCAUUUCAAGUUGCUUCCCUACCUUAUGAUGGUGAUGUCACUGAGAUAAAGGUAUGGUUGCUAGUAAUUUAGGAACUUUAAAACCCCUCUCUCCUCUGACCUCUACAAUUGUUGGGCUCAAUAGAAUGAUGAUGGUACCUGUCUACCUCGUUAUUGAAGACUGGUUUGAAAGUAUAGUGAAGCAUCUUGUCCCUUCAUGGUUGUAUGAGGUUGUCGGUCUUAUGGGAGCAAACAUGUUCUUGGAUACAGACAACUUUGUAUCCUCAUCGUCUUCUGGUUCAGUAUAUCUGAUGAGAACAUGUCAACCAUACAAUGAUCAAAUUCACCUGAAAACAACUACUGAAUGGAAGAAUAUCCACAAGUUUGACAAUGGAGAGGAAAGUCCUUGCACAACAUUGGCAGUGUAUGAGAAAAACGAUAUAAUCACAGUAGGUGAAGAUGGUUGUAUUAAUUUGUUGAAUUCCCAAUCACAGAGAAUAUUGAGAAAAAUUGAUAAUGCAGAUAGUUGUUCUAUCCACUGUGUGAUCUUUCUGAAGCAUAAUGAAAUUCUUACUAGUAAUUUGAGAGGCCAGAUGAAGAUAUGGGAUUUGCGAUCUCAGAAUGAUCAACCAACUAAUAAUUUUAUGUUGAGUGGUGAUCAAGUUACUCCCACCUGUCUAACUUACCACCCAACUCAGAGGCAUUUGCUAAUUACUGGUGAUGAUCUGGGUGCAUUGACCACGUGGGACUUGCGUCAUAACACUUACCCGAUAAAUGUAUUGAACGCCCAUGAAGGAGCCAUUUCCGAGAUCCAGUUCCAUCCAGACCAACCAGAUCACCUCUUCAGUUGUUCCAGUGCUGGAGAGAUCUGGCAUUGGUCCACCAAGGCCAAAACAGGCUCUUCUCUCAUGCCAGAAUCAGAUCCAAAUGUUUGGUUGGCACAUGAUAAUGUAAAAAAUAAACUUGAGGUUUUCACUCUGAUGCCGACACUUGGAAAAUCGAUCAAUACGUUGGAUUUAAGUAGGAAUAAGGUUAUCUGUGGUUGUGAUAAUGAAGCUAUUUAUUUGAUUAAUGGUGUAACUUUGUGUUGAAAAUAUAAGCUGAAUUAUUUUUUCAAUUUUUAAUGUUUUUCUCCUAUAAUAGAUUAUUUUUUUUUAUGGAUUAUGGAUUAAACGUGUG
Acanthoscelides obtectus is the source of this 1475-nucleotide messenger RNA. The record is from the annotation of a GenBank genome assembly. NCBI's taxonomy places the organism in Eukaryota, Metazoa, Arthropoda, Insecta, Coleoptera, Chrysomelidae.